This is a messenger RNA of Aedes albopictus (Asian tiger mosquito), 486 nucleotides long. Its product is annotated as prion-like-(Q/N-rich) domain-bearing protein 25. Lineage: Eukaryota; Metazoa; Arthropoda; Insecta; Diptera; Culicidae. The record is from RefSeq and is a predicted model, not a curated record. The transcript is spliced from 2 exons. The coding region runs from base 112 to 471 and encodes 119 amino acids.
AUCGAUAGUCUGCCGGUCGAAAGUCAGUAUCGAACAGGUGUUACGGUGAAUCGGUUGUUUGCUUACUGUUGACGUUGUCGGAGAUUGGCCGCUUCUGUCUGUCGGUUAAAUAUGCGGUGGCUACUUGCCAAGUGGUUCCUAGUGAUACUGAUCGUGCGAGAAUCCCGCUCGGUCGUGUGGCCAUGCACUACGUCGGCCGACUGCGCUAAGGUGCCGGACGCGAGCUGUUCGAUCUACGGCUUCUGCCAGUGCCCGGCCGGGCAUGUGUUCUCCACCGACGUCACCCGCUGCCUGCCCGAGCGAUCGUAUGGGCUGAGCUGCGAGGAAGCGGUCCAGUGUUCUCAUAUGCUUACCGGUGCCAAGUGCGAGGACAAACUAUGCACCUGUGAUACCGGGUACACGUACGUACGUGGACGAUGCCGUCAGCUAGCGAACCUCGGCGAACCUUGCAACGCGGUAAUUAAUUAUUGAAAUCUUAUUAUUGAU